AUGGCUGAACUGGAACACGGCUGGGAGCGCUUCCCUGGGCAGCAAGGCUGGCUUGACAGGUUCCCAGUCUCCACUCUCAUUCUGAUUCCCACACUGUUCUCUGCCCUCUCAGUUGUCACAUGGACGCCUGUGCAAGGAUCUGGUUCAUCGUCUGGCCCCAAAACAAUUGUGCUGGUAACCGUGCUGGGGGAAUUACGAGCCAGAGCAUGGAACUAUGCAGUUGUGACUUACAGUGUACAUGAAAACAGCCACUUGUCUAUCGACAGACCAUAUUCAGAUUUUAUGGCUUUUACAGUUAAAAGUCUCUACCUCGCCGUGACAUUUAUCCACCCAACACAAGCGCACAAGCGGCUGACGCUGGCCGCGCUCCUCUACCUGCUCUUCAUGACCGGGGAGCUCAUAGGUGGCUAUGUUGCUAACAGUCUAGCAAUUAUGACAGAUGCACUUCAUAUGUUAACUGAUCUUAGCGGUAUUAUUUUGACCCUGCUUGCUCUCUGGCUGUCUGCAAAAUCUCCCACAAAGAGGUUCACUUUUGGAUUUCAUCGCUUAGAAGUAUUGUCAGCCAUCAUUAGUGUAUUGCUGGUCUAUAUCCUUAUGGCAUUCCUCUUGUAUGAAGCUGUUCAAAGAACUAUCCAUAUGGACUAUGAAAUAAAUGGCGAUAUCAUGCUGAUUACAGCAGCCGUUGGUGUUGCAGUUAACUUAAUAAUGGGUUUUUUGCUGAAUCAAUCUGGCCACCUUCACUCCCACUCCCAUUCCCACCCUCACUCUCACGUACCUCAGUCGAACUCUCCUAACGCAGCCCACAGCAGUAGCCAUGGUCACAGCAGCCUUGCCGUGAGAGCAGCAUUUGUACAUGCCCUUGGGGACCUGGUACAAAGUAUCGGUGUGCUCGUAGCUGCAUACAUCAUACGCUUUAAGCCAGAAUACAAGAUUGCCGAUCCUAUAUGUACAUAUGUAUUCUCCAUACUGGUGGUUUUGACAACAGUUCGAAUUCUGUGUGACACAGGAGUUAUUAUUCUGGAAGGAGUUCCAAGGCAUUUAAAUGUGGAUCGCAUUAAGGAAGACUUGAUGAAAAUUGAAGAUGUUUAUUCUAUAGAAGAUUUAAAUGUUUGGUCUCUCACUGCAGGAAAAACAACUGCCAUAGUCCACUUGCAACUAGUUCCUGGUAGUUCAUCUAAAUGGGAGGAAGUUCAGUCCAAGGCCCGACACCUACUGCUGAACACAUUUGGAAUGUACAAGUGCUCUGUCCAGCUUCAGAGUUACAGGCAGGAAAUCAGCAAAACCUGCACAAGUUGUCAGAGUUCCAGUGCCUAAUUUCGUAUGUUUUGGGAACUGCUGCCUUAUUCUUUAUCUUGUAGUCAAAGACUGAGAGCAAUAAAUGCAAAAUGAAAAUGAUCAAACAGAAACCAUUAAUAUGUGGCUUUGUACCAUGUAACAUGCAGCAGGGAGAACUGGUGCUGCAAAAGUGCAGUGGUUGCCCUACAGAACAUGUAUUUCACUCUCUCCCUUGAACUGGUUUAUUCAAUUUAUUAUGAUUUUGAGACAAAGCUGUUUUCAGAUUAUUGUUUACAAACUGCAAUGUGACUCUGCAGAUACCUCACAAAUUACAGUCCAAUAUUGUCCUUUAAUAACUAUGUACCACAAAGUACCUGCACUCCAAAUGGAGCAUCAAGUAUUCAGUAUUUCAAUUAAAGUCUCUAAUGCUGAUCAUGCCAGGGUUCCGUAAUGUGUCAUGAUCCCUGAAUUCACUAUACAGUAUUUUUGCAAUAGUAAUUUUCAUACAGUAUCUU
This is a messenger RNA of Charadrius vociferus (killdeer), 1790 nucleotides long. RefSeq names its product solute carrier family 30 (zinc transporter), member 4 (gene SLC30A4). Bases 1 to 1314 code for a protein of 437 amino acids. Gene Ontology annotation, molecular function: zinc ion transmembrane transporter activity. Gene Ontology annotation, biological process: response to zinc ion; zinc ion transmembrane transport. Lineage: Eukaryota; Metazoa; Chordata; Aves; Charadriiformes; Charadriidae. Gene Ontology annotation, cellular component: plasma membrane. The record is from RefSeq and is a predicted model, not a curated record. The transcript is spliced from 10 exons.